Molecule: messenger RNA, 1059 nt
Organism: Fusarium proliferatum ET1
Lineage: Eukaryota; Fungi; Ascomycota; Sordariomycetes; Hypocreales; Nectriaceae
Exons: 4
Coding region: 1-1059 (352 amino acids)
Molecular function (GO): chitin binding
Source: RefSeq, a predicted model, not a curated record
AUGGAGCUCUCUCUGGUGUACUUUCUCUGUAUACUUUCUCUAGCCUCAGCCUCGUUCCCCUUCAACUUUGGACUCUCAUCCUCUCCCGUUCUACUACCACGCGCGAAAAAUCCCACUAGCAAAGACGGCAACUGUGGUUCCAACUCGGAGACUAACGCGACAUGCCUCACAUCCACUUUCGGUAACUGCUGCUCCGAGAAAGGGUUCUGCGGCAAAACGAGCGCCUAUUGUAAUGAGGGUUGCCAAAGUGCCUUUGGUAGCUGCUCGUCUAGUGAGGAUGGACAGCUUGUGAGCACGUCGGGCUCAUGUGGUGCGACGUCGACCAGCAACAUCACUUGUGAAGGCAGCUCGUAUGGAGACUGCUGUUCUGAGAAGGGCUACUGUGGCAAGAAUGCGACCUAUUGUGGUGCUGGGUGCCAGAGUAUGUUCGGCAGUUGUUCAUCCAGUGACGAGUCCUCCACGACAACCGCGACGUCUGACAAGACUUCAACCUCGACAUCGGCGGCGUCAACGAGUCUUGGUGCUAUAUCCAUCGACGGAAACUGCGGCUCCAAUUCGGAUACCAAUGCCACCUGCCAAGAUAGCACAUUUGGCGAUUGCUGUUCGGCAAAAGGAUACUGUGGCAAGACCUCUGAUUAUUGCGCCUCUGGUUGCCAGAGCGACUUCGGUUCCUGCGAUUCGUCAUCCUCAUCUGCGUCUGAGUCUGCUUCCUCGUCGACAUCCUCCUCCGAAUCCUCCUCGUCAACCCCGUCCACAACCCCGUCGACAGCCGGCCUCAGCACCGGUGCCAAGGCCGGAAUCGCGGUCGGAUCUGUCAUUGGCGGGCUCGGAGCAAUAGGGCUUGUGGCUUUUCUUGUGCUACGAAGCAAAAACAGAAAGUCUUCCCAGCAACUUACAGAUAGCGAUGCGGGAAAACCUAACGACGAGACGAGAUAUGAGUUACAUGACGAGAGAACGCAUGAGGUGCAUGCGCAGAAUCUGGUUGAGUUACCUGCUGAUUACGGAAGGGUUGAUGACCGGGCUGCGGCAGGGUAUGAUGGAGCAUACAGAGGACAUUAA